Messenger RNA from Porites lobata, 13794 nucleotides. Lineage: Eukaryota; Metazoa; Cnidaria; Anthozoa; Scleractinia; Poritidae. The record is from the annotation of a GenBank genome assembly.
AUGGCCUCGACCAACCUGAGGUAUCAAGGAAAAGUUACAAUUGUGACCGGAGGCACACAAGGAAUUGGGAAAGGAGUUGUCAGAGAGUUCGGUAAGGAAGAAUAGUCAAAUAUCUACAGCAUUACUUAACGUUAGGGCUUGCCUCUCCUUUUGGUAAAAUUUGGGUUGGAAUAUUUUAUGGGACGGCUGCCAUGCACCUAUCAUUUUUCGGUCAUCCCCUGGGGGGGUGGAAGGGGGGGGGAGGGGAGGACCUGGGUAAUUUUAUAUAACUUUGUAUGGGAGUUUAAUAUAGGGGGAUUUGAAAGAUUACUCCAUCGGUGGAGGGAAUGAGGGAGGUUUGGUUUACCACAUCCUUGCACGGGGGGAAAACCGGGGGCUUUGUGUAAAGAAAUAAUUAGGCCGAUUUUACAUGAUUCGCAUAGUCUUGAAAACUCCUUGAAUUUUAGGGGAAGUCCUUGAAAAGGCCUUAAAGUUUCUUCAACUUUGAACGUAGUGGUCUGGAAAGUGUUGUUUAAUGCUUUUUGGUUGUCCAAGACAGAAUAUAAAUCAUAGCUCAGCGAAGUUAAAGGUGAUUUACAUAAAGUGUUUUUUGUCUUAUGGAAUAACAGCUAUCAAUUUAAGACUGUGUAGCAAGUGUUUCCAAUCGAGUUAUAGUGCAAAAGUUCUCAUCCCAACUUUCUCAAUGACUCAUCAGGGGCACCCAACGAGAAUAUAGUUCAAAACCACUUAAACAUAGCAUUGUUAAACGUAUUUUAGUAUUUAAACGGUAGAUAUAGGCAUAUUUUUAUCCCCUAAAAAUUUUUCAUCUGUUCGGAUUUCCUAGCUGAGAGUCUAGUGAUCCGAAAAUUAUAGGGAUCAAAACUUACCUUUUCGAAAAAUUCAGCCAGAAAAAAGGCUUCCGAAAAUUCUAGGUGACCUUUUUAGGGUAAAAAUCCGUUAAAAAUAGGCAAAUAUACCAUUUUUUGGAUGUUCGAAAAUCCUAGGAGAGGCAAUCAAGCAAGAAAUUUUACAACAAAUGUUUCGAAAAUUCUAGAUCUCAAAUCGUCUUCCGAACAGAUAUUCUUCCGAAAACUGUUGUUGGGUGCCCCUGACUCAUAUCGGAACACCUCCUACACAGGCUAAUUUAAGGCAAGUGAACAGAAAAAUUCAGAGAAGUUGGUGGAGCAAACAAUUCAAGCCUUAAAGUCCUGUUAAAAUGAACUGUGAAAAGGUUUUUUUUUGUGCAAUCUGUGAUAUUACAUUCCUGGCAAAAGCGCUUUCUUCUUGACAUGAAUAUCAACCUCACUUUUCCUGGUGCUUUGCAAACUGUGCAAAGCUUCCUUCGAGGUUAGUUGACAAAGAGACAGCUAAGGAUUUUUUUAACAGGUAGAUUGAUCUUGCCAUGUGGAGAAAAGAUGUAUGGUAACAGCAUGGAGGCUUCUGUCUGUAAUAGACAGAAUGUGAUUCGUGUUUCCAUGGCUUUUGUGGAAGAAAAGAAAGUUUUGACAUGACGAAAGAAUAGAGAAGCAGCUGGUUAUAUCAUUCCACCCUUACGGCCUAAAUUCCAGAACAAAUUCCUUUUUCUCUGCAAAAAGCAAUUGUCUUGAAACAAAACCAAGAAUACAAGGUUAUGCCAUCACUGGGAAGUUUGUCUGUUUUUACGUGAGCGCAAAAUGUCCAAAACAUUCUUUCCUUAUCAUGUCGUUAAAGAAAAGGAAAAAAAUUCUGGUAACCACUUUAUGCCAUCUGCAGGCACAUUUAUUAAGUCACCCGAUUGCGCCUGUAUGAAAUAGUUAAUUUCAGACCCUGUGUAGGAGGGGGAAUUUCUCAACUUUGAUUGCUCUGUUUCCCACACGUCCCCUCCCUUGCCCUGGGUCCCCCACCUCAGGGGAUGGUGGAUGAUAAGUGUAUUAUUCACUCUCCUCCAGUGGGCCCUGUGCUUUUGCACCUGCCCACUAAGGAUGAUGAGUUGCUUUGGAGAGGGGUUCAGAUUUUUCUUUAAAGAAGCCAUCAAAGUCUAGAUCCUUGGGACACUUUUCCUCACAGGCGAGGUUUCUAAAUUUGUUACGUGCGUAUAGGGCAUGAAACAUGAGUGGAUGUUAGAGGUCUGCAAACUGAGAUUUGCCAUAUAUUUUCUACUAGCAUACUGUUAACUACCAUUAAGCAAUUUUAUCUGUGCAGUAUCUAAUUUAAUUUGUGAGGUACAAAACUAGUCAGGGGUGCAGCUACCCGUACGCACGGUGCACAUGGUAUCCAAAAACGUUGAAGGGAAAAAAACAAAAGGAAAUAAAAUCCAGAGAAGCGACAACAUUUGUUGGUGAACUGCAUCUUGAAUUAUAAUAUAUUUGUGAAAAUUGCUAUAAAAUAGUGCGCAUAGCAAGCUUGAUGGUGUAAAGCUUGAAACAGUUAUUUUCACCUUGGCCUGUCUUCGCAGUAUGCGAAAUAAGGCGAGGGUUUGCAAGACAUGUAUUUCCAGAACUUGUGCACUAGAUACUUUCAAUUAUAGCAAACACACAGUCAGUAUAAAGCGUCGUCAACAUGCGCACAUUGUACAUGAUUGGAUAGAAAAAUUCUUGUGAUCAUCAUGCAGCUUUUGACAUAAAUACACUGUAGUUCAUGAUGUACAUGACUAAAUUGUCAUUUGAUCACUUAACCCUUCAUUUUUCUCCUGUGACCCUUAUCAAGAAGGGAAAAUUGCCUUCCUGUGCUUCUUUUAAAAAGCUGCAAUGUGUUAAAAAUACAUGUGUCUAAUGCAGGUAAUGUAUCCUAAAGCCAAGUAUUUUGACAUUACCAUUUUGUUUUCUAGUCAAAGCUGGAGCCAAAGUUAUCUUUUGUGGACGUGAGGGUAUGUCAAUUUUUCUGAUAACUGCAUGUCAAAGCCCAUAAUUGUCUAGAACAAAUAAAUACACAAGUGCAUUGCUUUCUUAUUCUGUGAUUCUGUGUGUGUUGUGUUUGCAUCUAUUGUGGCAUCCAGGGAUGGAUUGUUUUACCUACAACUGGCAAGUUCUUUAAAAGUGGAUACACCAUUUUAAGAAGGACCAUUUCUUACGUUCUGCUCUUUUAAUUUGUAUAUUUACAAAAUGGCUCUGUACUGUUGAAUCUUUGUUCAUUUAAAAUUAUUUAAUACGGCGUAACGGUCUGUUCUUAAGGGAAGACAUGUUGAUGUUUUAAUGUCUAUAUUAAGUAACGUGAAAAUAGUGAAAGUUAACAUACUGUUUUAUGGCUGGUAAAGCAAUAGUGAUCUGUUGUACAACAAUGUUGUGAUACCAUGAUUGGUUCAGUGAAUUUAUGGUGAGUUUUUAGUUUUGCCUUUUGAGAACAACGGUGGAACUAAAACUUGCUGGAAUCUCAUGAAACUCAAUGGCCAAAAAUGCUAAAAAUGCACAACAAAAAAAGCCGAGAAAUGAUAAGAAGGUCUAAUAUGUAUUUUGAGUGUUAUUUUUCACCCCUAACUAAUGAUCGUGCUAAAUUCCCCUCACAAACUUUUAUUAAUGAUAUUUCUUUUAUACAACAAUGAUGUUACUCCUGAACUAAUGGGGGACCUGUGCUUCGAUGUAUCACUGUUACUCUACGAGAAUUAUGUCUUGAAAGAAGGUGCCUCUGGUGGGUGCCCGGGGGCGGGUGGGUACUGCCAUAUAUGGGCUAUAUGGGUAUGUGCCGCUGUGAAGGGUAUGGUUUUCAAGCAGUUUACUCUAGGAUAGGGUAUAUAAAUCAGAGCGUUUGGGUUUUUUUCAGGAAACUGAUCAGUUGGUUGAAGAUUUUAUCUAGACUGGGGAAACAGCUACUCUAGGAUAGGGGGAUUUUGGGAGUUUACUCUAGUAUAGGGUAGCAAAAUUCAGCUGAACUAGCUCUGGUAUAGGUCAAGGGUUCCAGGGUCCCAGCGGCACAUCCCCACCCAGAAAUUCCUUAAGUGCCCCCCCCCGGGGGUGGGUGGCACAUAUAUGUAAAUAUAUACCUUUUUCUGGAGUUCCCCUUCUCCCCUCUAAUAUUACAAUUAAAACAUUGUGUCUUUAGUUUUAGUCAGAAUUAACUUUAUUUUCUGUGUUGUGCUUUCUAGUGGCUGAAGGGGAAAAACUUGAAAAAGAAAUGAAUGACAAAGGUCCUGGAGAAGCAUGCCUUAUUAAAUGUGACGUUACUAAAGAGGAGGAUAUCAAGGUCAGUGUACUGUGCUUUCUAGAAACUCUUCAAUCUGAAGUAAUUAUUAUUUGUUGAGUUGAUUUUUCUUAAACCCCAACAUUCUGGUAUCAAUCAUUCUGGUAUUUUAGCACCUUAGUACCUUCCUUCUAAGUCGACUGAUGGUACAUUGAAUCAGUGAAAACUACUGAAUCUUCUAGUCUAUGAACACAGACAUCCUAACAAAUCUGACUCUAAACUCACUCUGCUAGCACACUUAAUCAGCGAAUCAUCUCACCACAGCUCUCUCAGUUCACCCUGUUAGUACAAUCAUCAUUCAAAACCAAAACUUCCAGUUAAUUUGGGGUAAGUAUGAACAAUAUCAAGUCCACCUAUGUAGCACAGCACUCUUACCACACGUUCACCCUGCUAAUAGCCACUUAAUAAGAGACAAAACUGCAUACUUCUAACCACAGUCAUUCCAACACAGCUCUCUUGUCACACCCAACCUUUUCUGCAAAACUGAAUUCAGACAUCUUAGUACACGUGAUCACAGUCAUCCCAACUCAGCUCUCUCACCAUACUCGUCUUGUAUAAUCAUGUCAAUCAGUCAUGACUGAAUCAUCUAGCACCGGUUGUUUAAGUGUCUGCAUAAGAUUUAUCCAGUAGAUAGCAUUGCCCACCUUUUUAAACAACUGUAGCCUGGUCCAUGACCUCAAUCAUUCCAACACAGUGACUUUCAACAGUCACCUUACGAUUUAUAUUGGAACACUCAAUUAGCCAAAACUAAAUCCUCUGGUCUGUGACUCGUUGGCGUUGCUGUGGUUUAAUUUCUUUGAUCCAAGAUUGACGACAGCUACAUUAGUGAAUACCACUGUACCCUGUUCCAUCUCCAGAUUAGAACCACAGCAUUCAAAAAAGUACUUUUUUGACAAAAACCUCAACGACAAAGCUACAGACAUUCCAUAAAAGCUUUCCAAACAAUAUCUCAAUGUCAUUGUCUAAUAUGUUUUUUAUCUGACUUCUUUUACUUUUUUGUGGGUCAGUUUUUCUCUUAAAAUUUAUGUUUAAACUUAAACAGUAAGAAAAGGCUGUCUUUCUUUUUGUCAAUGAAGAAUUUGGUGGAGAAGACAGUUGAAAAAUAUGGUUGCAUUGACUGCCUCAUCAACAAUGCUGGAUGGCGUAAGUAGAGAAACCUUUUUCUUGAUCCUUUGUCAUAACUAACUGCAAGCUAUCAAUAUUUAUUUAUGUAUCUAGUCUGAACUUUUGUAGGUGCAUAAUUCAGACAUCUUAUUUUUUGUGAGUUGAAAUAGUAAGGCUUGAGAUAGUAUCUAAUGGACCUUAUUCACGAUACCCGCCAUAUCUUUGCACGUGCUUUAGGAUCGAUGGGAUAUUAGCAAUGUCACGUGGUUUCUCAGGGGGCAAACAACGAAUAAAAUUUGCCAAUGCAAGAAAUCGCGGUUGAGUUUGUUUAUUCUCUCAAAACGAGAGGACGAUUUAAUGGUCAUGCAAAAUGUACAGUUCAAGUUUCGACAGGUUUGUGACAUUAUUACCUGCUCUGAGGACAUCUUACGGUCGCUACUGCAUCUAGGAAAGUAACAAUGAUCAUUUUCACCCGUGAUUUGCCAUUAUUGUCUUCAAGAUAAAAAGUUCUUCAUUUUCCUUUGUUUAGAAUAAACAAACUCAACCGCGAUUUCUUGCAUUGACAAAUUUUAUCACUUGUUUGCCUCCUGAGAGGCCACGUGACUCCGCUUUUAUCCCAUCAGUCGUAAAGCGCGUGCAAAGAUGGCGGUUAUCUUGAAUAAGUUCUAUUAGACUGACUGAUCAGUCUAGUGAUGGUGGUUGCAAAAACAUAUGAAAAAGAAAAACAGGUGAGACAAGGAGAUCGGUUCUCUUUUUCUUCAGUCUUUUUUAGUUAUUAUUGUUUUCCUUUUUCUUGCUGGCGAGCCUUAUGCGAGCCAGCAGUAACUAUUCUGUACAAUAGCGGGAAAAAGCCAAAAUGUUUUGGAUGUAAGAUCAGAAGCAUGCGCAGUGUUUUCCUCUGUGCGAUGACAUCACGUACAACGCACAUGGACGAGCUCGAGAGAUUUCAAGAAAAUUUCAAUAUGUAAUGUAAAUGAGAAGAUUCUUUAGUAAUUGUUUUUCUUAUUUUCUAGAUGUCUCUAUUUGCUUGUGGAAGUAUUCAUCAACGUGUCGAUCCAGAGCAUUUUAGUGAUAAAUGUACAGGAAGACGAGAGAUUUAUAUUUGUUUGGCUACUCUAUUUGCUUAUUCGUGAAUAAAUGGAGGUGUGAAGAUAUCGAUCAAAUUAUCCUUUAUGGAGAUAGCUUUUUUUUCUCUGUCGGCAUUCAGCAGUAGUGAAGUGCCAGGCAAAAAAUAGUUCUAUCCUACUCUAGCUCGUUUGUCUCGGGAGAAAAGAGAGGAAAGUGUGAAGAAAACCAGCUUUGCGUCUAAAGCGACCUAGUUACCACAUGCAAAUCAAUGUUUGCAUACUCCUUGUCCAUUGAGGCGUUAAAUCUGAUUGUCCUGUAAAAAUCUGUGCCUGUUGAGGUAAAUAAUUCAGCUCAUAAUUUGACCAUUGAGUCACAUUUUUCUGUUGAGGUGAAAGGAAAGCUUGGAACCCUGGAUUCAAAAUGUGUGCUCAUGCUAAGCGUGCGUAUAUCGAGGUAUGCCGGGAUGCACACGGGAAGUUUGGAGAGCACGAAAGAUGCGUAAGAGUUGCUUGAGGCACAGCCUAGAGCAACUCUAGCUUCUUAGCUUCAAUUGUUUUUAAACUUCAAAGUCAAAAGAAAACCUCAUAAGAUCACAUUAAGCCCGUUUUUUAAUGAUAUCCAUGAAACGAUAUCUUCGCACCUCCAUUCGUGAAUGGGCAUAAAUUGUUGACAUAGUAGAAGAAUCAAACACAUAAAAAUAUCUUGUCUUCCUCGGGAUUCAUCACUUAACCAUUCGUGACCUCGAUGAAAUUAUUAUUUCCAUAUUAGGCAAAUAAGGAAAUUUAAAAAAUAUAAACAAGCAAUAAUCAUUGCUAAAGGCCUCACCUAUCAUCUGUUUGCACUCUGGAAACUUAGUCCAAGGUCUUUUCCCUUUUAUACAUCACAAAUACACGGAAAUAACAUAUUUUUCUAAAAAAGGCUUACGCACCCUAAUUCCCAGGGCUAAUUGUCAUUUUCUUCACUUUAUAUAAUAUUUUCAAACUUUAUUCUCUGUAUUCUGUUCCAGGUCUGAUGCCAACACUUAAUUUCAGAUUGAAACGCCUAGUUUUCUUUUGCAAAUUUCUCCAGUCUUACUGAGCUGGACCCUUAUCAACUUGACUGUCUGAAAAGGGAGUGCCAAUGGUCUACUAUUUUUGACUCCAGACAUUUGAAACUUCUAAUAGUUUUUAAUUAUGCAUUGUUUUCUAGGUGUCAAGUUUUUAUCGAUACUUUUUAACUUUUAUUACAGAUCCCCCAAGUAAAACAAUUGAUCAGACUUCAGCUCAUGAGUUUAGUGACCUGCUGAAUCUUAACCUUGUGAAUUACUUCUUGUUUUGUAAAGUAAGUCUUUUAAUUACACGCAAAUGUUACAGUUUAUUUCUUGAUUACAACUCUGCUUUAGAUUUAGAGGAUAAAGAUUUUUGUAAUAAUUUAGCCAAAGCAGUACAAUGUAUUAGACAAGUUUAACACAGAAAGAAUAGCCUGUGCAGCAAGCACUUGGAAGUAUUAAAUGGGCGCAAGAAAGAACGCAUGCACGAGGGAGACACGCCGCUCGCCCGUUCAAUUCAGUUCAAUUCAAUUCUUUAUUCACACUAUACAAUAUAUUUACACAAGUGUACAUAGUAGGAAAAUAAAGUAGCUACAAAUAAUAAUUAACUAAAAGAUAUUAAGUUCAUUUGUGUACGGUGUCCAAAGUAGCAAGAGCUUUCUUGUUGGACACCGUCGUAUUGAAAUAAUUGGCAGUAGUAAGGAGAGGAAUAAAAUCUCAAAUAAUAUCAGUGAUAAAACAUAUGAGCAAGGUCAGAUUUGGUUGGUUAGAAGACAGGACUUCCAUUCUUUCUUAAACUUAUGAUAUGGCAGACACUUGAGACCAGGCGGUACAGUCUCCCAGAUUUUUGGAGCGGAGAAUUUAAAGGACGUCUUACCUAAGUUGUUCUUUCUUGCACCCAUUCAUUCCUAGCGCCUGCAGGCUAUAGAAAGAUGGGGAACUAGCUGGCAAAAUGCCAGUAAGCAUGCUAUCUAUUUAUCAAGUGUGAUAGGUAUAAGAAGUGUCAAUAAUGUGAGACCUUGCCAUGGGUGCUUACCAUUACACAAACCAUCCAUAUCGAAGGAAAAUAAUUGGCCUUUUGAUAUGUUUUUGUUUUCAGUUUGCUUUGCCUCACUUACGGAAAACAAAAGGAAACAUUAUCAAUAUGUCAAGUUUAGUGGCACAAAUUGGCCAGCCUGGAGCUGUAGCAUAUGUUGCGAGCAAGGUAAAUCUUUUAUGAUUUUUAGCUCACGCAUGCUUGUUCUGCGGUCUUCUCAAAAGUACCAUUUUCUAAAUGAAAAAGAAAAAAUAAACAAAAUUUUGAAGAAAAAUAUUUUAAGAUCUCUCCUAGUAUACGUAUGAAAUUAGCUAAACCGUCAAUAGGAUAGGGAAAAUUAUAAAUACUUACUUUGUGUUGAUUUGUGUAACUUUGUUUGUCUAAAGGGUGCAGUAACGUCAAUGACAAAAGCUCUUGCAAUUGAUGAAGCUAAGUGCGGAGUGCGAGUUAACAGGUAAUUUAUUGGUCAUCUAAACAUCGCAUGUAUAACAGUCACCACUAAUACUGAAUCGAUCAGUAGCUAAGCGCUAAGUACCAGAAAUGAGAGCACACACUUUUUUGAGAGGUCAAGAGAAUUGUUUUUAUUAUUCAUUCAAAAUAUUUCCCACUUAAAAACAUAUUAACCUUGAACUAUGUAAAGAAACCAUCUUUAACUAUUGCCUGUUCCUUGCCAGUUUGAGGUUAUGAAGGGAUGUUUUAAUUAUAGCAGACUCAAUUCUUUGAACAGCAGUCGUCAUUGGUUGCGUGGUGAUGGUCCCAGUUUGCGAAGGCAAGUUUUCUAAAUCGCGUCCCAAUUGCAAUUACUGCACGCAAUCAAAAUCACUGCAGUCGAAGUCUCAUGGGAAAAUUUUUAUUAGGGAUAUACAUGUAUUUGCUAUCUUGCCGUGCUUUUUUGCAGUAGUUCGGCUAUUUCAUCUUUGCCACGCGUGUGAAAUCUUUCUUCAGCUCUGCGAAAUGGGGGUCACGCUUGCUAAAUUACUUAAAAAAAAAAAAACACUUUAUUUUAUUUUGUAGACAGGUCAUGGUCAUUUUCACUCUUUCUUUGGCAGUAUUUAUUUUAUAUUAUCUCUACAAAUUUGUUAGUUACAACAAUUCUUUCAACAAAACCAAAGGUAUAAGUAGAACAUAAAGUUUGAGAGUCAUCUAGUUCCAAAGUAAUUAUGAAUAGACAUUGGGGAGAGUUGGCAACCUCCAGUUGUUCAAACGUUGGAUAGUGCUAUCCACAGGAUAAAUCACUAUCCAGUGUAUAAGUAUUAGGGAAAUCAAUUGCGCUAUCCCCUGGAUAGAGAUUUAUCAAGUGGGUAGCGUUAUCCACUUUUUGAAUAACUGGGGCCACUGCAUGUAAGAACCUAGAUUUUUUGAAGUCUGGCAAAAUAGGCUCUUGUAUUUUUUGGGUAGUUAUUGGCAAUUUAGGUGGCUGCACACAGGCUAUUUAGGCUAAAACUAAGUUCUUUAUUAGGUUCUUGUUCUAUGUGAAGGAGAUAUAGUUGUUGAUCACCAGAAAACUAAAUAAACUUGGGUUUGGUCCUUAAAUAUACAGUAUUUAUUCACAACUUUAUCAUGAUAUUCCUGACAAAACUGAUUUACAGAAUGUGCAUAUGCAAUUUUAUCUUUUAGUAUUUUCUUGUCGACUUGUAAAUUUGCAAUCUCGAUUCAAACUCCGUGGUUAAAAGUUUAUCAUAGUUGAACUGUAACCCACAUUUAAGAACCUGCUUGAUCUUGCUUGGCUAAACAGGUUCUUAUAUUUUUGGUUAUUAAAUAUAAAGCUGACUCGGUGGGGUUUUUAAGGUUCAAUGCCUCCAAGUUUGAGCUUAAACUACGUCGCCAUUAAGAAAGAUUUGGAAAAAUUACCACUAUAGCUGUAUUCGUUGGGUAAAGGUGAAAAGUUGUUUUGAUCAGCGUUAAAAUGAGCUCAGAGUUGUCAUAGCAAUGGAAAGACGCCAUUACCUAUUUUACUUGCAGCGGUAUUUCUUCGGCACCGGGCAGUCGUUUUCCAAAAUCGUUUAUGGGAAACUUUUUCCUCCAUUAGCCGCCUCGAUGUUCGUGCGGUUUAAGCGAGAUCUAUAAGAGCUUUUACGAGUUGUUCUGGGAUGAAGUUUUUAUGGUUAGAAAUACGGUAAAAAUUGGACAAUCUUGAUGUUCUUGUUAGCGGUUUGGUAAAAUUCUUGGUCUACUGAAACAAAUAAGCGAAUAAUUUUGAAACCGCUCGAAAGGUCAGUUUGUUAAAGUUUGAGAUUCUCCGGAUUGACCUUCGUUUUAUAUGACCUUUGAGUUUCAAGUAUAUUGAUAACUUGCAUUAAGGCAGUAAGGUAAGGGCUACAGUUCGCCAAUGUUUUGUCGGAAAUUUCGUGUUUACAAGUGAGAGAAUUAUUCGGGGUAUUUUCCACAAGUUUCAUUUUCACGUGAACAGCAGCAACUAGCAAUGCAUUUGAACUAUGCAGAAAUGUUAGCUAUUGUUGUCCACGAAAAAUCAUAGGGACCUUAAGCAAAGACGACGACGACGGCAGUGAAAACAUUACUAAAAAAAUGAAUUUGCGCCCUUUCAAACUUUAUCACGUCUGUUUGGAACCGCUCAAUUUGUCAAAUGUGGGCGACUUUUCCAAGAGUUGAAUUCUUAAGGGCUUUAUCCAUGUUCAAAUAGAGAAGGGAAAAUUUGUCGUAGUAUGUCCACUCCAUAAAACGUCGCAUUAGGAGGUUUCAUGUCGUAGUCGUGCAGUGGGCGUCAAAGAAAUGCACUAAAAAGCGUGUUACACUGAAGUGCUGAGCUGUUGUUUUGUUCAUAAAACCAAUUGUUUUUUGACGUUGUUGUUUUCGUUGUCGUCGUCGUUAAGGUCAGUAGUAGAGGAGGGAUGUUUUACUCCUUUUCUUUGCGGGGGAAUUCAUUAACUUUCGGGGAAUAAAUUAACGCAGAUGACGUCAUGCAUCUCAUUAAGAUAGGAUGAUGUCAUACUUUAAAUUAAUGCCGAUGACGUCACGCAUCUCAAUAAGAUAGGAUGAUGUCAUAGGUUAUUUUUAGCGCUUUUGUUAGUCUUUGAAAAGUUGAUUACCUAUACUUAUUUUACUGCCUUACAAGUUAUCAAUAAUCUUGAACCCUAAAGGUCAUAUAAAACGACAGUUAAUCUCGAGAGUCUCAAUUUUUUUUAAAAAAAAAUCUAUCGAGCGGGUUCAAAAUUAUUCGCUUAUUUGUUAAGUAGACCAAAAUGUUUACAAAACCGCUAACAAGAGCGCCUCGAUCACAUACUAAUCAAAUCCUUCUUCUUAGCAAUCGGCUGAAGCUCAGUUCAUAAUCUUUCACUCACGUUUUUUAAAAGUAUGAAACUACUAUGAGGUAAAAUUACAUUUCAAAAGUGCUUCGUUUUCUGUAGGCAACAGCCAAACAUAAUGAUUGUUCAGUUUGUACCGUAUUUCUAACCAUAGAACCCAAAGUAUCUCGAUAACGCUCUUAUAGAAUUCGGUUGAACUUCACGAACAUCGAGGCGGCCAUUAGAAAAAAAAGCUCCCCUGAAUGAUUUUGGAAGAAGAGUUCCCUCCGAUGUCAUUGUAACCCUGAUGAGAACAAAUUCGUAUCUUUAUCUAAUACAGCUGUGGUGAUUAUUUACCGAAUCUUUGUUAAUGGCGACGUAGUUUAUGCUCAAACGUUUGGGAUAUUGAGCUUGAAAAAAGCCCAUCGAGCCACCUUAAAAUAUAUGGCAAAUUUCUGCCAGCGGGGUCUUAAACCGCUAGGUUCUUACACGCAGGUUUGUGCUGCAUUUUUAUGUAUUUCAAACGUUGAUCAGACUAAGCUAUGUAACAGCAAAGAUUCAUGACAGAGUUGUUCCCUAGAUGAGUUUUUUUUAUUAUCGUCAUUCUGUAUAAUUUCAGUAUUUCGCCCAGUAAUGUGUGGACACCAUUGUGGGAAUAUGUAGCUCAUCUGUCGGGCGACUUUGAGAAAAGUAAAAAAGAUGGUGAAGAAUGCCAGGUAGGUUAGCGUGUCUCGGCCUAUAUUCGGAGGGGCUUAUGUACGGAGGGAAAUUUGCCUUUCAAUAUCGAUUGGGCUAGCUUGUAGUGGGAAGGGAAUUUACCAUUUUUGCUUUGUUUUACUUUGUAUUUCGAGGGCAAAUUCCAAGUACAAGCCCCCCGAAGGGCUUAUAUUCGAAGGGCAAUUUAACAGAGGGUUUUUUGCGUUACGAUUUUGGGGGGCGUAUAUUUGGAGGGGCUUAUACAUGGAUAGGCUUAUUUUCGGAAUUAUACGGAUCGCUGGACCGUUCUCAGCAAUGGCAGCAAUAGAGUUCAAACUUAACUAAAAAACAUCCCUGAUACGCCCUAAGUGCUGUUGUCAUCCGGCGAAUCGACUUACGUCCGGGCAAAACAACGUCGGGCGAAUCGACGCCGGGCAAAACGACCAUAAUCAGCUGAUUUUGGUGACUUGUAGGUGGGUUACCCAGUCCCUGUAAGGCAUGCCUGAGUGGCUUGACCGCUGGAUUUGCAAUAGUCAGGCUCUAAGUUCAAACCUGCGCCCUGAGUGCCAGCUGUUGUUUCAUAGUUGUCCCAUGUUGAAAUCGUCGACUGGACGGACGCUUGUAACUGAACCCUGAAAUAAACCUGUUAUGUUUGAUUUCUUCUAUUCUGCAACUUUAUUUUUACACUGUUGAGAACGACGACAACAACAACAAGAACAUCUUUCAUUCAAACACGAUAAGUUUACAGCGUAGCUGAUGUGGUCGUGACAGGGCGUCAACAAUUGUUCUAAGAACUUAUCCACAAGCAUUUCUUUAUAAGGAUGCGUAAAAGAAAAGACAAUCUAAAGGGUUACGUGCUCAGUGACCAGUGUGCUAUGAAUGCUAUUAAAGGUGAAAAAAGGAAUUGUUAUUAUAACUAAUUCAUAGGCCGUCUUGGUCAACGCUUUCGGUAGAAGACGAAUGGGUGGUACUCCCUCUGAUCACGUGACCUGCAAAAGGCGUUUAACAGUGUCUCUGUUUUUGCUAAGCCGGACAAGUUUUGAUUGACUGAAAAUUCUUGGGCGAUUUCCAUACCCAGUCAGAAGUAAAAAUAUAACAAAUCACAGUUCAAAAAUAUUGUUUCAAAAUAUUGUAUGUUAUGAUUGCCUGUGGUUAGAUUAUUUUUAAUUGGUUUUGUUUCCCGAUACUCAAUAGUCCAUUCAAAGCCGCUCUAGCACAACUGACGACAUCGCUUGUAUUGUCAAAAAUUGUGCAUUUAUGUCCUCUCAUUUGCUGCCAUUUUGCUUACGAUAUCGCACUCUCCCGACUGGGUGACUCAAUGUUUCUUGUUUCCUUUGAAGCUGUCAGGUCGCAUGGGAACUCUUGAAGAAUGUGGCCAAGCCUGUUUAUACCUGUCUGCCGAAGCAACUUUCACCACUGGAACUGAUUUGUUGUUGACUGGAGGUGCUGAACUCACUUAUGGCAAGAAAACGCAAGUGGAAAAUGCAUAG